Messenger RNA from Chlorocebus sabaeus (green monkey), 728 nucleotides. The record is from RefSeq and is a predicted model, not a curated record. NCBI's taxonomy places the organism in Eukaryota, Metazoa, Chordata, Mammalia, Primates, Cercopithecidae.
CCUCACAGAGCAGCUGGUGCCCUCACGGGGCAGACUGAAAAAUGCAUAGAAAAUACUUGCCAGUGAUUCAAGGCAUUGUGAUGAGAUAACCAAAUAGAGGGUAAGACUCAAGCCAGAUGCCUUCAAGACCAGGCAGGCAUAGUGUCCAGCAGCCAGCAAGAACACCCAGGCCCCAUCUAAAGGAAGCUAAGCUGCCCCGGCUUAGGCAAGUGUUGGCAUGCAGGAACAUGGGUCAUUGUGGCCAGAUCGCUCAUUCUUCAAGAAAAGCCAGAAAUCUAGAUUGUAUGGGAAAGCUCCUAAUUUUUAAGACCAUUUAUUUUAAAAAGUUAAACAUCCGUCUGCAGUCCAGAUGGAUAAAGAGACAUCCCUGUGGUUGGAGGACUAUACCAAGGAGGUGGGGCUCAUGCCAGGCCUUGAAUGAUGAGGAAACUGAGCCAGCAGAGAGACAGGAAGGAGCCCACACAGGGUCACACAGGCAGUCAGCAGAAACAAUAUGGGAACCCAGGUCUGCUCGGCUGCACAGCUCACCCUCCGACCUCUCCCCCGAUCCCCAUGGGCCUUGCCCCACGGAUGGCCGAGGGAAUCCUGGAUUCCAGCAGUCCCACGCCUCUGUGGAUUUGAAGUUCCUUGCGGGUUUAUCUUGCGUAGGCCCAUGGCACACGGUCCCUACCCUACCCUGCCCCACCCCUCCCCGCCCCACCCUCCAAUUCCUUCACAGGCUCCUUUGA